Molecule: messenger RNA, 1987 nt
Organism: Ricinus communis (castor bean)
Lineage: Eukaryota; Viridiplantae; Streptophyta; Magnoliopsida; Malpighiales; Euphorbiaceae
Product: ethylene-responsive transcription factor CRF6
Exons: 1
Coding region: 766-1713 (315 amino acids)
Biological process (GO): regulation of DNA-templated transcription
Molecular function (GO): DNA binding; DNA-binding transcription factor activity
Source: RefSeq, a predicted model, not a curated record
CACACGUGACGUAUAUAUAUAUACAUGUAUAUGUUUGUGAAGGAGAAAUGUUAGGUUUACGGAGCCGUUAGAAUGCAUUUUGUUACCGCCUGUAAUUAGAGGAUGACGACCAAGACCAAACUGGCAUGAUUAUCUUGUUAAGCUCAAGGGUGAAAGCCGCUGCGGCGUGAGAGUUGAAGACAAUUGGUCAGGGACCAAAGGGUGAAUCGGAGAACUCAAAAAAAUUAAAAAGAAAAAACCCUAUAUUGCCACGUGUUAGUAAUAAAGUGUCUUAAUCGAGAAUGCGGCGAGUCGUUUGAAUUUACAGGAAUCUCUUUUUGUAACCAUUUUGUAAAAUUUGAAAGCUCAUUCCUGUUUCUAAGUAAGAAAAUUAAUUAGAAUUUUGAAAGUAACAUAGAUGAUAAUGAUAAAAAAAGAAUAAUAAAAACAAAUCUUUUUCAUAUUUGUUUUUUAAAGAAAAAAACAAAGUCAAUUCUCCUAUAAAACAGCAAUUCUUGCCUUUUGACUCUUCUGCAACUGAAAGCUCCUUGUAUCUCUCCUCUAUUCUCUCUUAUCUCAACAAGCUUGCUCCACACUCAUUUCUUCUUUGGGGUUUUUUCCGGUAUUUUCAUUUGGGUCUUCGAUUUUAGUUUCAAAAUCGGUUCUUUUUUUUUUUUUUUGUUGUUGGUCUGUUUUUUAACGUUAUCUUUUUUGGCUUUUACCCAUCUUUAAUGCUAUUUACUCAAAGACAGACCCAUCAUUUCUCAUUCUUGUAGAAGUAGAGAGAUGGAGGUGAAACCCCUUUCAGUGAAAUAUACAGAGUACAAAACGGUAACUAAUAAGCUCGUUAGAGCAAAUGACUCUAAAGGAACAAGAAUCGUUCGGAUAUCAGUUACAGACGGUGAUGCAACAGACUCAUCAAGCGACGAAAAUGAGCAGCAGCAGUCUCUUAAUCAUCAUCAUCAAAGAGUGAAGAAACAUAUUAACGAGAUAAAACUUGAAGAUUGUGUGGAAUAUGCAAGCGGAAAAGCGGAUGCAAAAUCAAGAAAUAACAAACAACAAUCGAGAAGAAAAAUCACAAGAGACGAACAAUAUUACCCAGAAGGGAAAAGGUACCGCGGUGUUAGACAAAGGCCAUGGGGAAGAUUUGCGGCGGAAAUUAGGGACCCGGUUCGGAGAACAAGGAUAUGGUUAGGGACAUUUGACACAGCAGAGGAGGCUGCUAUGGUUUAUGAUAAAGCUGCUCUUCAAAUUAAAGGACCCGACGCUCUCACCAAUUUUACUAAACCACCGGUUAGAACUCCAACCCCACCUCCAGAUGUUGAUGUUGAUGUUGUUGCUGUUUCUGGGUAUGAUUCUGGCAAGGAAUCUCAUACUCUUAGUUCUCCAACAUCUGUUCUUAGAUUUCAAUAUCCUGAAGAAUCUGGAAAUGACCCACACCACCAACAGCAACAAGACUCAGUUCAAGAAACGAAGGAGAGUGAUGGAAGAAGAGAUCAAAAAACUGAACAGAAGGCGUGGGAACCCAUUGUUCAAGAGGUUAAAGUUGAAGAUUCAGAUGAUUAUGGCUCUUGUUUUGAAGAGUUUCUUGAUUUAGAUAAUCAUAGUCCUAUAUUUUUUGAUGAAUGCAGUAUACCAGAUACUCUUUUAAAAGAUGAUUAUCUUGCUGAUAUUUCUUUCCACUUAGAUGAAGAUGAAGAUCUUGGAUCUUGUUUAUGGGAUAAGUACUUCUGAUGAGAGGGUUUUGGACCAAAGAAAAACAAACAGAGAGAAAAAAAAAAAAGCAAAAACAAAAAGCUUGCACAUUUUGGGUAUGAAAUGGUUUUGCUGGGUAAAUUCCGAGUGGAGUUUUGGAUACUUUUGCUUGCUUUUAGUUUCUAGUUUUGUUUUUUAGUGUCUAGUUUUUAAGAGAGUGCAAAUAUUAUUAUCAUGAUUAUAAUUUAUAUUGCAGUGCAAAUAUAUUAUGUUUAAAAAACCGACCUUGUUCAAUGUUCUUUACUGUUUAUAA